This is a messenger RNA of Phytophthora sojae, 336 nucleotides long. RefSeq lists its product as hypothetical. The record is from RefSeq and is a predicted model, not a curated record. The transcript has a single exon. Lineage: Eukaryota; Oomycota; Peronosporomycetes; Peronosporales; Peronosporaceae. Gene Ontology annotation, molecular function: nucleic acid binding. The annotation marks the transcript as partial.
GAGCCCAUCCUCCUCUUGUGGGACGAUUUCAGUGGACACUGGAAGGCAAGCGUUCUUUUGUAUGCAGCAUCGAUCAACGUAGUGCUGUUGAAGGUCCCACCCCAUGCCACGCCGGUCUCGCAGCCGGCGGACGUGGCAUGGAACUUCCCGCUGAAGGUAAAGCUACGCCAGCGCUGGCACAAGGACAUGCAGGCUCAAAUCAUGGCACUGAGAAGCUCCGGGAAGAAGUUCAAGCUGAUGCGGCCGAACCGUACCAAGAUCUGGGAAUGGGUACGUCAAGCCUGGGACGAGCUGCCAGCUGAAACAAUCGUGAACGGCUUUCGAAAGAGCAGCCUG